This is a messenger RNA of Hydra vulgaris (swiftwater hydra), 555 nucleotides long. NCBI's taxonomy places the organism in Eukaryota, Metazoa, Cnidaria, Hydrozoa, Anthoathecata, Hydridae. The record is from RefSeq and is a predicted model, not a curated record.
GGAGAAGAUGGAAAUAAAACGUUUAUUAAAGUUGCUUAAUAUGGCACAGAAAGAAAUGAGCAGUAACAAAAGAUGCUAGAAGAAUUUUUGAGUUACCAACAGCCACCAAAGAUUGUCCACAGUAUUUUGAAAGCUGUUUGCUGUAUUUACUUCGAAGAAAAAGGAGACACAUACGAAAUCGAAAAGUUAGACCAGUGGGAUUAUUGCCGAGACUUUUUAAGUUCAAAUUUUGUAAAAUGGAUUAUAUUAUUUGAUCCUGUCAAUCAAGUUAUUAAAGGAGAAGAAAAUAAGUUUGUUACAUGUCUAAAAGAUCUGUCUGCUGAGGAUUAUUUAAUGGCGCCAAUGGUUCCCUCUCGUUACUUGAUCACCUGGGCAUUUGUCUGUCUUAACCUUAUGAAAAAAAUAAAAAUGCAAAAACUGCAGCAUCAAAAUGCAUCAAGUGAAAUUAUUACCAACUGAAUUGUAAUAAGUUGACAAUGAGUUGACACUAACACCGACAUAUAAAAACACCGACAUGUAAAAUUUAAAAUUAAAAUAUAUUGUUUUUUGCACCGA